Hippocampus comes (tiger tail seahorse) is the source of this 963-nucleotide messenger RNA. RefSeq names its product calcyon neuron-specific vesicular protein (gene caly). The record is from RefSeq and is a predicted model, not a curated record. The transcript has 7 exons. Gene Ontology annotation, biological process: clathrin coat assembly; endosomal transport. Bases 185 to 916 code for a protein of 243 amino acids. Gene Ontology annotation, molecular function: clathrin light chain binding. Gene Ontology annotation, cellular component: endosome; membrane. NCBI's taxonomy places the organism in Eukaryota, Metazoa, Chordata, Actinopteri, Syngnathiformes, Syngnathidae.
AUCAGCAUGUGUUUACCUUGCAAUUGUCACCAAAUCCGAAGGCUUUUCAGACCAAAUCUAUGAAUGCUGCUCAUAUUUUAAUUAAAAAAAAAGUGUACUAUUAUUCCAUUACUGACUUUCCUUAAGAUGAGUCUCAAGGCUGAGUUCAUAUUCAACUGCCGGAAGCUGCCGCAAGCUUGGUGUCAUGCGCAGUGCGCUCACAACCCAUCACCACGGCAACCAUCUUUCGCAGCCAAGUCCCCGGCAGCAUCAGUGGCGUGCGAUCACCUCCGCUUUGGCCACAGAGCAGAGACAUCCGCAUGCAGACAUGGUGAAGCUGGGCACCAAUCUGGCUGAUAAAAUGGAGAAGCAGCCGUCUGCAGACGACGGCUUUGAUAUCAUCCCCCUCAUCACGCCCCUCGAGGUCAGCCAGCUCCAGCAGUCUUUUGCAGACAAGGUUAUUGUGAAGACAACGACUCAUUACCAACUGCAGCAACAGCAGAAGAAGAAGGACAAGUUGUUCAUCCCCAGCAUUGAGAAGCUAAACAUCAACUUUUACAAAGAUGUCUCCGACAGAGCCAAGAUCACAGGCCUGAUCCUCAUCAUGUUGGCCUUUCUAACCAGCCUCCUCCUCCUGCUCAUGUACAAAGCCAUGUGGUAUGACCGUCUUACCUGCCCACAGGGUUUCAUCCUUCAGCAAAGGCACUGCACUCCGGCCGCCCUGGGCAUGUUCUCCAGCGAGCAGCAGAAUCCCACAGACAUCCAAGGCAGCACCAACUCUGGACUGUAUGCCGCCCUCAGCCGCCUCAACCAAGUCAAGAGGGCAGGGCCCGAGAUGCCGUCGCCAUGGUUGCCGGUCAUCAGAACACUGAAAAAGAUCGGUGCCGUCAAACAUGACAGCCAGACAGUCAAAGGUGAACUGGAGGGAGAGGAAUGAAUAUUUGUGUGCUUGUUUUUUUUUUGUUUGUUUUUUUUUUCCUCUCA